Messenger RNA from Seriola dumerili (greater amberjack), 3559 nucleotides. RefSeq names its product TRPM8 channel-associated factor homolog. The transcript is spliced from 12 exons. NCBI's taxonomy places the organism in Eukaryota, Metazoa, Chordata, Actinopteri, Carangiformes, Carangidae. Bases 358 to 3120 code for a protein of 920 amino acids. The record is from RefSeq and is a predicted model, not a curated record.
AACAGGUUUGUCACUGCUUCAGCCCACGUGUAACCUGUGAACUACUUAAACCAAACACAGGGUGUUGACAGGAAACUUUUGUAAUCUCCUGUCCAGUCAGACCUUCCCCUUCAUCCAAAAACAGCUGCUGUCACUGGGCUGUUGUGAGUCAGUUCUCUUCCUCUUACUGUCACUGAAAUAGUCCCUCCUCCUCUUGCUCUUAAUUACAUCCACUCCUCCUGUCAGAUGGUGCAUUGCUUGUUUGGAAAACUGUUGUGCUGCAGUGUAAUAAUUGAAGAAGAAAGACCAACUUAACUUUAAGGAAUUUCAUUUUUUUUGCUGUGGUACAGUUUCUUCAGAGCAUCAGUCCUUCUCACCAUGUCCACCCAGCCCCCCCAAACCCGCCAUGAAGCAGCAUAUAUGUCCCUUAUUAGAGGCUUGAGAGAGCUGGAUCUCCAUGGCCCCUGUGUUCCCAGCGACCUGGUUCUGAUUGGAGACCACGCCUUUCCUUUGGCAAUGAACAGCCGAGGCCAGGUCCCGAUGGCUGCCUCUCUCUACGGGCGUGGAAGGAUUGUGGUCCUGGGUCAUGAGGGCUACCUGACAGCUUUCCCUGCUCUGGUAGAGAACGCUCUGACGUGGCUGAGAGGAGAUGGAUCUGACAACCUGUCUGUGGGGAUCCAAAGGAACAUCAUGGCGGUCGCCGAUAACCUCAGCAAAGCCAGCUUCCAGGCCAAUGUUGUGGGGGCCUUCAGCAACAACCUGGAGGUUGGUGUAUAUGUGACGGAUGCCUACAGUGUGGGUGCAGACCCAAAGGACCUGGUGGCGUUUCUGAAAGCUGGAGGAGGAGUGCUAAUAGCAGGUCAGGCGUGGAGCUGGGCUGCAGAUCACCCUAAAGAGAACACACUGCUUCAGUUUGGAGGGAAUAAGGUUUCUGGUGUGGCAGGGAUCUACUUCUCUGAGCAUCCGGGUGAGGUAGAGUGCCUGCCAGUCUAUCCUCAAAUCCCGUCCUCCUGGAUGGCUGUAGUAAUUGGUAAAGAUUUUGAGGACGACUUGGAGUUCUUACUCCAGGGGAUUCCAGACUUUGACCUCCAGAAUGAGGUAGUAGCUUCUGAGGUUCUGGUCCACGGCCCUCUAGCCUUCCCCAUCGGUACCACUGAGGAUAGACGAGCUUUCCUGGCAGGAGCUUACUAUGGGCAGGGACGAGUUGUUGUGAUCACACAUGAAGGACUUCUGAGACGAGAGACUCUGGCUCCAUUUUGGAAGAAUGCCAUUGACUGGUUGGAUGAAGGCCGGAAUGGGGUCGUUGGCGUAGUACCAGACCUUGACCAAGCCUUUAACCUCUUCAGGGAGUCAAAGUUUAAUUGCAGGAAGACAAACUUCAGUGAAGACCUGAGUGUGUUUGUGUGUACAGCGUACAGUGAUCAACAUGUAGAGGAAAUCCAAAACUUUGUAGCAGAGGGAGGAGGCCUGCUGAUUGGUGGCCAUGCCUGGCACUGGGCACAGACACACAAUGGGGAAAACCCGAUGACAGAAUUCUCAGGGAACAAGAUUCUGAACAAAAUGGGUUUGAGCCUGCUGGGGAAUAUAAUUGGGGAAGGUUCCUACAAAGCUCCUGUACCCAGCCAGGCCAUCAAAGACGGCUACCACUUCCGCCACCUACUACACCGCUUUGCUGGUCAUGUAAACAAGGGGGUGGCACUUACAGAGCAUGAGGAGGAAUGUCUUAAAAAACUGGGCAGGGACUGUGCCAACUACUUGAACAUGAAGGCUCAUGACUGCUCCUCCUAUACACAAGUGUUGUCCACUCUCACUGACAUCUUAAAGAAGUCAGGCAUGCCACAGGUGUGUGAAAGCAGCCCUGUGAAGAGUCCCAAAGACCACCUGCUCCUCAGUGUGGGGACAGAGUUGUAUAAGGUUUGCCCAGAUCCUGACGCUCUCCUGCCUCACCUCAUCAAGGAUAACCCGUUGAUGCCAGUUGUCUAUAACCACACGAUCAUGAUUGAUGUUAACACAGCAGGAAUGGUAGAGUGGAUCAGUACAGGUCUUUACCUCUCUCCUGGUAUGAAGACCUACAUGGAAAUACCAGCAGACAUCGUCAACAAGGGAUGGAAGGUCCAGAUCGGCUGUCAGACGGACAAACUGAACGCUACAGAGUUAAAGAGAGCUCCAAGUGUCUACGAACGAUUUCCCAUUACCACAGAAAUGAUGCAGGUGUCGAACCUCUGGGGGGGACUCGUCUACCUGGUGGCCCCACCUAAAACACAAGUGCAGGGGAUACAGGUCAUAGUUCAGAUGGCUGUACCUGCACCAUAUUAUAAAUCAGGCGUGACAACAGCAGCUGACUGGUCCUUGCUGCGCACUGGUCCCUCACCCUGGGCAGAACUGGAGUUUGACAACAUCAUCCUCACUGUACCAUCAGAUUUUGUCCGGAAUCUGGAUCGCCCUGAUGAGUUGGCGUCAUACUGGGAUGACAUCAUGAGGAGCAUCGCUGAUCUUGCUGCCAUCCCACACAAAUUUCCUCGCAAGGAACGUUUCGUAACUGAUGUACAGAUUUCCCAUGGUUGGAUGCAUGCAGGUUACCCUAUCAUGACACACAGGUCCACAGCAGCUGCGCUGGUCAGCAUUGACCUUGCUAAGAGUAAAGGCCUGUGGGGCCCCAUUCACGAGCUUGGACACAACCAGCAGAGAGAAUGCUGGGAGUUCCCACCACACACCACAGAGUGUACAUGCAACCUGUGGUCAGUGUAUGUGCAUGAAGAGGUGCUGGGGAUCAACAGGGCACAGACUGAGCACCUUUUGACCCCAGAAAAAAGAAAGAGCUUUGCAGUACAGUAUGUUGAGGGGGGCAGGAAUCUCAGCAGCUGGAAUGUGUUUGUGGCGCUGGAGACAUAUUUGCAGCUCCAGGAGAAGUUUGGCUGGGAUGCCUUUAAGAAGGUGUUCGCUGCCUACCAUGAGAUGAGCAGCUUUCCUGGUGACAACAGAGGAAAGAUGAACCUGUAUGCUGAGACUUUCUCCAAGACUGUGGGGAUGAACCUGUGUGGAUUCUUCAAGGCCUGGGGCUGGCCCAUUGAAACAGCCACUGCAGAUAAACUCUCCAGCCUGCCUUCCUGGAGUGACCACCCCAUGGUCCAGUAUGACUGAACUUCAGUCUGCUGCUGAUGAAAGUGCAGAGAGAUGGGUGUUAGUUGAUCAUCAGUUAUGAAGUAUCUGAUUUCUGUUAUUCUAGUAGUGAUUUCAAAUAAUAAUAAAAAAAGCUUAAUGCAAGUAUCCCGAAUCAAGAAAAUGCUGAGAGAAGGAAAAACACUGACUCAAUGGUCUAGAGAGAUGAAAUCAUUCAGCUCACAACCUGGACAUUAUCCAAUAAAAAAAUAUACAAAUAACACGCCUGUCUGCAUAGUGGAGUAAUGGCAUUGUGAUCAGAGAAUGAAGUCACACCACCUUUGAGGCAGGGGCGGAGCCAGACAUUGUCAACAUUUGGGGCUUAUCCCCAGCUAUUUUUUUUCCCAUUCACAGCAGCUACAUGCACUGUUUUAGGGACAUUUAGGGAAAACAUGACAGUUGCCCAAAAAAAAAAAAAAAA